This is a messenger RNA of Sapajus apella (tufted capuchin), 352 nucleotides long. RefSeq names its product defensin beta 108B (gene DEFB108B). Lineage: Eukaryota; Metazoa; Chordata; Mammalia; Primates; Cebidae. The transcript has 2 exons. Gene Ontology annotation, biological process: innate immune response. The coding region runs from base 1 to 222 and encodes 73 amino acids. Gene Ontology annotation, cellular component: extracellular region. The record is from RefSeq and is a predicted model, not a curated record.
AUGAGGUUUGCUGUCCUCCUCUUCACCAUUUUCUUCUUUAUGAGCCAAGUUCUACCAGUCAGGGGCAAAUUCAAGGAGAUCUGUGAGCGUCCAAAUGGCUCCUGCCGGGACUUUUGCAUCGAAACAGAAAUCCAUGUUGGGAGAUGUUUAAAUAGCCGACCCUGCUGCCUGCCUCUGGGGAAUCAACCAAGAAUUGAGAGCACUACACCCGAAAAGAACUGAAGCCUGUUUUUUGGAUGUUUUAGGUUCUCUUUUCCUCUUUCCCUCUACUGCUCUCCCCCUCUCCCCUUUUCUCACAGAGAUUUUUAUUGAAUCCUCAGUAAAGAAUAAAGCAAAACCAGCAAGCACAAAA